AUGCUCCCCUGGUAUGUGAUUUUUCAACAUCCACACGAAAAGAAUGGCCUCCAAGCACCAGUAGUGAAGGACAUGAUAGAUGCGCGGUUGGCUUCAGUUUGGCUCAAGCUAAUAACAAGUAAUAACCUAUGGGCAAAAAUGGGGCGCAAGAUCAUAGAAUCUAAUAUACAACGAAAAAGAAAUAUGACAGUCAUGGAGGCUCUCACUCCUGAUGGCUCAACAUUCUCAGUGGCCAAGGCCACAGAGUUUCUAAGACAAUUAUCAAUAACUUCUACUAUGGCACAACAGAAUCAAAGGACAGAGUCGGAGGCCUCUGAAUAC
Scutellospora calospora is the source of this 321-nucleotide messenger RNA. The record is from the annotation of a GenBank genome assembly. Lineage: Eukaryota; Fungi; Glomeromycota; Glomeromycetes; Diversisporales; Gigasporaceae.